This is a messenger RNA of Drosophila subpulchrella, 423 nucleotides long. RefSeq names its product sarcocystatin-A-like. Gene Ontology annotation, molecular function: cysteine-type endopeptidase inhibitor activity. The transcript has 2 exons. The coding region runs from base 21 to 398 and encodes 125 amino acids. NCBI's taxonomy places the organism in Eukaryota, Metazoa, Arthropoda, Insecta, Diptera, Drosophilidae. The record is from RefSeq and is a predicted model, not a curated record.
CGCAAGCGAAACCAUCCGAAAUGUUUCUCGCCAAGAUUCUGAUUUUGUGCAGUGCCUGUUUGUUGAUCAGUGCCACUCCUCAAGGAUUUGGAGGAUUUGGAGCUCCAAAAACACUUCAGGGCGAGGAACUGGUCAGUGCCCAGAGGGUUCUGCAGGCAUCCCUCACCAAACUGGCCGCCGGUGAAGGACCCCACUAUCGCAUCUCCAAGAUCCGGUCGGCAUCAACUCAGGUGGUCGCUGGAUCCAAACACAUCUACUCCGUGGAACUGAUCGACAACGAGGGUGCUAUCAAGGUGUGCAAUGUGGACAUAUGGUCGCGAUCCUGGCUUCCAAACGGUAUCCAAGUGACCUUCAGGUGCCCCAACGAACCAGAAUUGGUUAGGCAACACAGUGCUUAAGAUUAAAUAUUAUAAAUGGCCCAAA